GUUCGCGACGCGGGCUGCGUGUUUGUCCGCGGAGACCUGGCAACCCGCGGCCUGCCUCGCUCUUUCCUCUUCCGCCGCCUCGCAGAAUCCUGAAGAUGGUUCGAUAUUCCUUGGAUCCGGAAAACCCCACCAAAUCCUGCAAGUCCCGAGGCUCCAACCUCCGGGUCCACUUCAAGAACACCCGCGAGACGGCCCAGGCCAUCAAGGGCAUGCACAUCCGCAAGGCCAACAAGUACCUCAGAGACGUCAUCGUCAAACACCAGUGUGUCCCUUUCCGUCGCUACAACGGUGGGGUUGGACGAUGUGCCCAGGCAAAGCAGUUUGGCUGGACUCAGGGACGGUGGCCCAAGAAGAGCGCGGAGUUCCUCCUCCACAUGCUGAAAAAUGCAGAGAGCAAUGCCGAGCUGAAGGGUUUGGACGUGGACUCUUUGGUUAUUGAGCACAUCCAGGUCAACAAGGCACCAAAGAUGCGGAGACGCACCUACCGUGCUCACGGUCGCAUCAACCCCUACAUGAGCUCACCGUGCCACAUCGAGAUGAUCCUGACGGAGAAGGAGCAGAUUGUCCCCAAGCCCGAGGAGGAGGUGGCCCAGAAGAAGAAGGUCUCACAGAAGAAGCUGAAGAAGCAGAAGCUGAUGUCACGCGAGUGAAUGUCAAUAAACUGGGAAACAUGG
Messenger RNA from Thalassophryne amazonica, 674 nucleotides. RefSeq names its product ribosomal protein L17 (gene rpl17). The record is from RefSeq and is a predicted model, not a curated record. NCBI's taxonomy places the organism in Eukaryota, Metazoa, Chordata, Actinopteri, Batrachoidiformes, Batrachoididae. Gene Ontology annotation, biological process: cytoplasmic translation. Gene Ontology annotation, cellular component: ribosome; cytosolic large ribosomal subunit. The transcript has 7 exons. Bases 96 to 650 code for a protein of 184 amino acids. Gene Ontology annotation, molecular function: structural constituent of ribosome.